CGUGCUUUUUGUAGUAAAAAAUAACUUCAAAUGUACAAACGUGGAUUUUAGUGCGGAUCGAAGUUUAGAAAAUUCUAUUUAAUUAAACUAAAUUAAUCCAAAACCAAUUGAAAUCUCUUUUAGAUUUUCAAUUACUCACAGUAAAUAAAACUCAUAUUACUAACAAUGUCGAAACGCUCUCAGCCAGCUUGGCAACAGCCAAAUACUCAAGAACGACCUAAAUUAAAACUUUACAAUAGUUUAACAAGACAAAAAGAAGAAUUCAUUCCUUUGGACGGUAAUAAUGUUCGGUGGUAUAGCUGCGGUCCAACUGUAUACGAUGCAUCACACAUGGGACAUGCCAGGUCUUACAUAUCUUUCGAUAUUCUUCGACGUGUACUUUCUGAUUACUUUGGCUACAAUAUUCAAUAUGUCAUGAACAUUACUGAUAUCGAUGACAAAAUAAUAAAGCGUGCCCGACAAAAUUAUCUUUACGAAAAGUACAAGAAGAAUGUUGGAGCUGUGACAGCUGUGUUGGCUGACCAGCAAGCUGUUCUGGAAGAUUUUCAGAAAACUUGUGACAAAAACACCGACCCUGACAAGAAAACCAUGCUUGACAAAUCGCUAGCAAAGAUGAAUGCAGCUGUGGAACAGCUUAAGGCAGCCGUCUUGACUGGUGUAGCGGAUAAAAUAGAGGAAGCUAAGUUAAAUUACUUGGCCGAAGCUAAAGAUCCAAUUGCUGAGUGGAUGGACAAGAAAGAAGGCGACCAGGUGACCGAGAAUUCCAUAUUUGAGGCUUUGCCUAGUUACUGGGAGGAUGAAUUCCAUAACGAUAUGCGCGCGUUGAAUAUCCUCCCACCAGAUGUACUUACGCGUGUUAGUGAAUAUGUCCCCCAAAUUAUAGAAUUCAUUCAACGGAUUAUUGCCAAUGGACUGGCAUACCCAGCCAAUGGUUCGGUUUAUUUCGAUGUGAAUGGAUUUGAUAAAAAACAAAAUCAUCAUUAUGCUAAAUUGGUUCCUGAAGCAUAUGGAGACACAAAAUCACUACAAGAAGGAGAAGGUGAUCUGUCGCUGGCCGAAGAUCGUUUGUCUGAAAAACGUUCACCUAAUGAUUUUGCUUUGUGGAAAGCGAGCAAAGGUGGUGAACCAUUUUGGGAUAGUCCUUGGGGACGUGGGCGUCCUGGUUGGCAUAUCGAAUGCUCUGCCAUGGCCUCUGAUAUUUUUGGUCAAACCAUGGACAUUCACACAGGUGGCGUGGAUUUGAAAUUCCCUCACCAUGACAAUGAAUUGGCUCAAUCCGAAGCUGCCUACGAUCACCCCGAGUGGGUUAAGUAUUUUCUGCACACCGGCCAUCUCACAAUAGCCGGAUGCAAGAUGUCAAAAUCAUUGAAAAACUUUAUUACCAUUCAACAAGCACUGAAAAAACACACUGCAAGUCAGUUGCGAUUGGCGUUCCUCAUGCACUCGUGGAAAGACACUUUGGAUUAUUCAGAAAACACAAUGGAAAUGGCCGUACAGUAUGAGAAGUUUUUGAAUGAAUUCUUCCUCAAUGUCAAAGACUUAACACGACAUUUUGCGACGGAAAAACCUCGUAGACACUUUGAUGCAUGGCGACCAGCUGAGGAAGCUCUACAGACCAAGUACAAUGCGACUCAAGCUCAAGUUUACGAGGCCUUAUGUGACAACGUUGAUACUCGUUCAGCACUGGACUGCUUGCGAGAUCUAGUUUCUGCAUCAAACAUCUACAUUCGCGAUAACAAGUGCAGCAAAGUAAAUGCCUUGCUUUUGCGUAAGAUCGCAUUGUACAUCACUGAUAUGCUAAAUAUUUUCGGUGUCAUUGCUGCCCCGCGUGGUGGAAUCGGAUUUCCAAUUUCGAACUCCGCAAACGGCAAUGCAAAUGAUGCCGAUGUUGAGAGAAUUGUUAUGUCUUAUCUCACUGCCAUGGCUGAGUUCCGUAAUCAAGUUCGAGAUCAAGCUAAAACCUUAAAAGCGGUUGAUAUCUUAAAGCUCUGCGAUGAUUUGCGUGAUGAAGUUCUUCCCAAUUUGGGAGUUCGUUUGGAAGAUCGAGAAUGUGGUGAAUUUGCCUUGAAGCUUGUCGACAAAGAAACCCUUCUGAAAGAACGUGAAGCGAAAAAAAAUCUCGAAGCUGAAAAGGCUGCGGAAAAGGAGAGAAAAAAACAAGCAGCAGCUGCUGCCAAUGCCGCCAAGGAAGCGCAAAAGAAAAUAGACCCGAAGAAGAUGUUUUUAGGUGAAACCGACAAGUAUUCAGCAUUUGACGCUAAUGGCUUACCAACUCACGAUAAAGAAGGCAAAGAAAUAAGCAAAGGUCAAACUAAAAAACUACAAAAACUGCAACAGCAACAGGAAGCGCGGUAUAAGGAAUAUAUGGAAAGUGUGAACGGUGCUUAAUAGACGGACAUAGGGGGUGUUUCUUAAAUUUAAAAUGUUUUCCUCGUUAAUUAUUUGCCUUUUGAUUUCGUAUGAAAUAAAUUAUUUAAUUCAUAUUUAAUGUCAUAUUUAAGUUCUAUUUUUUGUAACGGCUUUAUUUAUAAAUUUUAUUUACUAAAAAAAUCAAAA
Messenger RNA from Eupeodes corollae, 2556 nucleotides. RefSeq names its product cysteine--tRNA ligase, cytoplasmic (gene CysRS). NCBI's taxonomy places the organism in Eukaryota, Metazoa, Arthropoda, Insecta, Diptera, Syrphidae. The coding region runs from base 166 to 2388 and encodes 740 amino acids. Gene Ontology annotation, biological process: cysteinyl-tRNA aminoacylation. The transcript has 6 exons. Gene Ontology annotation, molecular function: cysteine-tRNA ligase activity; ATP binding. Gene Ontology annotation, cellular component: cytoplasm. The record is from RefSeq and is a predicted model, not a curated record.